ACGAAGCCGUCAAGGCAUACGCAAAUUGCGUGUUAAAGCUGAAGCAGAAUAUAUAAAGAUAAGUAACACCAGCUUCCUGAGUUUCCGAACAGCAACUAUCUUCCUCCGAUUUUCUCACCAUAUCUGACACUUCUCCUAUAUUCUCUAUUUCUUAAUUCGCGUACCUUACCAAACAUGUUGUUCUCGAGCUUCACCUUGGCUGCUUUAGCCUUCGUAGCUGUGAACGGUGCGCCGACUGUUUCGCGGUCAUCAGCCCGCAGCGCUGCGCCAAUCGACAAUUCUGCACUUAUUGCAAAGCUUAAGACAGAUGCAACGGCUGCAGAACAAUUUCAGCAGCUCCUCGCCAACAACGGACAGCCUCUCGAUCCCAGUGACCUCGCUGCAGCUACCGUUUUCGAUUUCACGAAGAACCCAUCGCCCGCCCAAGGUACACAGGGAGGCUCUCUCAACACUGCCGGUCCCAAAAACUUUCCCAUUCUCACCGACUCGGGUCUCUCUCUAAACCUCUUGACCUUGGGUCCAUGUGGCUUAUUUUCCCCACACAUUCACCCCCGUGCCAACGAGUUCUUUCUCGUACUCGAAGGCCAAGUCGAUUUUGGCUUUUUGCUCGAAACUGGAGUCUUUGGAGGCUUAGGCGCCCCGAAUCCAACAAUCAGUGGCACAUUGAAGCAGCAUGAAGGCACUCUGUUUCCGCUGGGAAGUGUUCACUGGCAAAUCAAUGCCUCACCUGACUGCAACAAUGCUACCACUUUUGAAGCUUUCUCGUCCGACGAUCCGGGCGCCGUGCUGAUUCUCAACAAAGUUUCGAACGACUCUAGAGUACUCAUUCCGCAGAUCGAGCCCAAUGACCUCGAUGGCCUUCGCGCGGUGCUUCCCCCUGCGAUUUUGAGCGAAGUUGAUAGUUGUCUCGCACGAUGCAAUAUGUAACGCCUGCUGAUGGAAUUAAGUGACGCUUGAUAAGAUGAAAUUCGGCCAAACGUGGGAGGUCAUACUUUCUUUCAUACAUGCUUUUAGAUCAGUUCUGAUUUUAGAUCAUGAUUCGAAUAUUCUGGAGUUCUUCUUAGAGCUUAGAGCAAUUUGUAAUUCUGCAAUCAAAUAUAGGCCUAUUCGAUAUAGACUCUU
Molecule: messenger RNA, 1122 nt
Organism: Mollisia scopiformis
Lineage: Eukaryota; Fungi; Ascomycota; Leotiomycetes; Helotiales; Mollisiaceae
Product: RmlC-like cupin
Exons: 2
Coding region: 175-927 (250 amino acids)
Cellular component (GO): cell wall
Molecular function (GO): manganese ion binding
Source: RefSeq, a predicted model, not a curated record